Messenger RNA from Marchantia polymorpha subsp. ruderalis, 1392 nucleotides. Lineage: Eukaryota; Viridiplantae; Streptophyta; Marchantiopsida; Marchantiales; Marchantiaceae. The record is from the annotation of a GenBank genome assembly.
GGACAGGAAAGGAACACCCGAAGAGCAGACGUGGAUCCAACGUACUAAGAAUUUGGGAGAGUGGGUCAAGUAGGAUGAGACUUUGAGGAAUGUAGAAAGGCAUGCGUGCGCAGACUUGGCGACGCUGGGGUGGAGACAUGAGGAAGGGAAAAUGGUACAGGAAACUCUCCACAUUCUGCAUUUUAUGCUCAAGCUCGACACGUCCCAUAACAAAACAGAAAGGAAGGCCCGAAGAGCAGACGUGAAUCCAACGUAAUGAGAAGUUGGGAGAGUUGGUAGGCUCAGACCCGAAGAGCAGACGUGGAUCCAACGAAAUGAGAAUUUGAGAGAGAGGGUCAAGUAGGCGGGAGACUUUCAGGAAUGUAGACUGGGGUGGACUGGAAAGGAAGACCCGAAGAGCAGUCGUGGAUCCAACGAAAUGAGAAGUUGGGAGAGUUGGUAGGCUCAGACUUCGAGGAAUGUAGAAAGGCAUGCGUGCGUGGAUUCAACGUCCACGCAUCGUUCACUGUCCAUAAAGGAGAGGCACUCCAUCUAUAAGGAGGCAAAUCUCGUCAUUUUAAAAGACAGGUCAUGACACACCCGAAGGAAAAAUGCAUUCCGCGGAGGUGCAUCUCACCUCCGCGGAGGGCGGAGGUGCAGAUUCAGUAUAAAUAUGUAAAGGCUGAGACCCUAAUACUUCGGGAUUUUGCUCAGUUUGGGAAGGGAAGUGGAGGAGAUUGGGAAGGGAAGACAGAACUGGAUCAGCAUCACACACACUGCAAGCUCGUACUCUUGUUCACUCAGCUUCCAGUUUUGAUUCAGUUCAGAUUUAUCAGUAUCCAGUACUCGCAGUUUCAGCCCUCGACGACCGUACUAAGAAUUCCCGUGCUAGUAUUGGAUCAGCAUAACACACUACUCGCAGUUUCCUUUCACUCGUAUUAUUUGAUCAGAUGGGGAGCGCCAAGGACUUCGCUGCUCACACCACGGAGCAGACCAAGAAUUUUGUAGCCGAGAAGACUGGGCAGGCCGAAGCACUCGCUGAGGGAUUGGGCCAGGCUGCUAAGCCCAAGCACAAGACAUCGCGUUUCGUGCGAAAGGCUGGUGACAAGGUGAUGGAGACUUUUACCAUAAUUUCAGUUUGUAAAGGUUACUGCGCUUGGUGCAAUGACGGGUGAAAGAAGAGAACCAAAGCUUGUCCUGAUUGCGCCCAUCCUUCAUAUGGUUCUUGACUGUACAAACAUUAACGCUACGAUAUGCAUGCAUGAUCUCAGUGUAGCACUCCUCUGUUGGCCGAGGACUCCGCUGCUCACACCACGGAGCAGACCAAGAAUUCUGAAGCCGAGAAUUUUGGGCAGGCCCAAGCACACGCUGAGGAAAUGGGCCAGGCUGCUAAGCCCAAGCACAAGACAUCGC